Molecule: messenger RNA, 3824 nt
Organism: Juglans microcarpa x Juglans regia
Lineage: Eukaryota; Viridiplantae; Streptophyta; Magnoliopsida; Fagales; Juglandaceae
Product: FACT complex subunit SPT16-like
Exons: 2
Coding region: 189-3404 (1071 amino acids)
Biological process (GO): positive regulation of transcription elongation by RNA polymerase II; transcription elongation by RNA polymerase II
Cellular component (GO): FACT complex
Molecular function (GO): nucleosome binding
Source: RefSeq, a predicted model, not a curated record
ACAUUCUCUUUCUUGUCUCGUUUGGAAGCAGCCUGAAGGAGAAUUUGUGUUUUCUUUUGGGAUGUUUGAGGCCUCCAUCGGACCAUCGGAAGUCUGAACUUGGAACCCUUCACACUGCAGUUAUGUUGAUCAGAAUGACCUACGGGCUGUCGUGUAAGAAUUAGAGAUCUAUAUCUAAGAUUUUCUCAAUGGCCCAACACCGGAAUGGAAAUGCCAAAAUUGCAACUGGCAUGUCGUCGGGUGCCACCAAUCCGUAUGCCAUCAAUUUGGAAAAUUUCAGUAAGCGGAUAAAAAUGUUGUAUGCACAUUGGAAUGAGCAUAAUAGUGAUUUAUGGGGUUCUUCAGAUGCUCUAACCAUAGCAACGCCUCCGACUUCUGAGGAUCUACGGUACCUGAAAUCCUCAGCUUUGAACAUCUGGUUGUUUGGUUAUGAGUUCCCGGAAACAAUUAUGGUUUUCGUGAAGAAACAGAUACAUUUCUUGUGUAGCCAGAAAAAGGCGUCUCUCCUUGAUGUUGUGAAAAUGUCUGCCAAAGAGGCUGUUGGUGCUGAUGUCGUGGUGCAUGUUAAGCCCAAGAAUGAUGAUGGAGCUGGACUAAUGGAUAGUAUAUUUCAAGCUGUCAAUGCUCAGUCGAACUCCAACCAGCAUGAUGCUCCUGUCAUUGGACACAUAGCAAGAGAGAUUCCCGAAGGAAAGCUUUUGGAGACUUGGGCUGAAAAGUUGAAGAAAGCUAAUUUUGAGCUAAGCGAUAUAACAAAUGGUUUCUCAUUUUUGUUUGCUGUCAAAGACAACAUUGAGCUUACAAAUAUAAAGAAAGCUGCAUUCUUGACAUCAUCAGUGAUGAGGAGUUUUGUAGUGCCAAAGCUUGAAAAGAUUAUUGAUGAGGAAAAAAAGGUUUCUCAUUCUUCAUUAAUGGAUGACACAGAGAAGGCCAUAUUGGAACCAGCAAGAAUUAAAGUAAAGCUGAAGGCAGAGAACGUGGAUAUUUGUUAUCCUCCAAUUUUUCAGAGCGGAGGUGAUUUUGAUCUGAGACCAAGUGCUUCAAGCAACGAUGAGAACCUCUACUAUGAUUCAACAAGUGUGAUUAUAUGUGCAAUUGGAUCUCGAUACAACAGCUAUUGCUCAAAUGUUGCUAGAACUUUUCUGAUCGAUGCCAAUACAUCACAGAGCAAGGCCUAUGAGGUUCUUCUUAAGGCACAAGAAGCAGCAAUCAGUGCUUUGAGAUCUGGGAACAAGGCCAGUGCUCCAUAUCUAGCUGCGCUCUCAGUAGUUGAGAAGGAUGCUCCGGAAUUGGCUGCAAACUUGACAAAAACUGCAGGAACUGGAAUUGGCCUUGAGUUUCGUGAGUCGGGACUUAGCCUUAAUGCAAAGAAUGAUCGGGUUCUAAAACCUGGCAUGGUUUUUAAUGUGUCUCUUGGAUUCCAUAACUUGCAGGCGGAGACCAACAACACAAAGACACAGAAAUUCUCUGUGUUGCUAGCUGAUACUGUUAUUGUUGGUGAAGAGGUCCCAGAGGUAGUUACUGUAUCAAGCUCUAAAGCUGUGAAGGAUGUUGCUUACUCAUUUAAUGAGGAUGAUGAGGAAGAAGAUGAGGGGCCCAAAAUUAAAGCUGAGGCUAAAGGUGGUGGGACUACCUUAUCUAAGGCCACACUUAGGUCAGACAACCAGGAGAUGUCAAAGGAAGAGCUUCGGAGGCAGCACCAGGCAGAACUUGCCCGCCAGAAAAACGAAGAAACUGCCAGGAGACUUGCUGGCGGAGGUUCUGCUGCGACUGAUAAUCGUGGUGCUGGGAAGACUAUAGGUGAUUUGAUUGCUUAUAAGAAUGUCAAUGAUCUGCCCCCGCCGAGAGAUUUGAUGAUUCAAAUUGAUCAGAAGAAUGAAGCCAUCUUAUUGCCUAUUUAUGGAAGCAUGGUUCCUUUCCAUGUUGCCACAUUGAAGAGUGUGUCGAGCCAGCAGGAUAGUAACAGAAACUGCUACAUCCGUAUAAUCUUCAAUGUACCUGGCACCCCUUUCAGUCCACAUGACGCAAACUCUGUGAAGUUUCAAGGGUCAAUCUAUCUGAAGGAAGUUUCAUUCCGCUCCAAGGACCCAAGACAUAUCAGUGAAGCUGUACAGCUGAUCAAAACCCUUCGCAGACAGGUUGCCUCCAGGGAGUCUGAAAGAGCUGAAAGGGCCACCUUAGUGACACAAGAAAAGCUGCAAGUUGCAGGAGCUAAAUUCAAGCCGAUGAGAUUGUCUGAUCUGUGGAUUCGUCCUCCAUUUGGUGGUCGUGGAAGGAAGUUGACUGGCUCACUAGAAGCCCACACGAAUGGAUUCCGGUAUUCUACUUCAAGGCCUGAUGAACGUGUGGACGUUAUGUACAGAAACAUCAAACAUGCAUUUUUCCAGCCGGCAGAGAAAGAGAUGAUAACUGUGCUACACUUUCAUCUGCACAAUCACAUUAUGGUGGGAAACAAGAAGACGAAGGAUGUGCAAUUUUACGUUGAGGUGAUGGAUGUGGUCCAGACGCUUGGUGGUAGUAGGCGAUCUGCCUAUGACCCAGAUGAGAUCGAGGAGGAGCAGCGUGAGAGAGAUCGAAAAAAUAAAAUCAACAUGGACUUCCAGAACUUUGUGAACCGAGUACAUGAUUUGUGGGGUCAACCGCAAUUCAAAGCACUUGACCUUGAGUUUGAUCAGCCCUUGAGAGAGCUUGGCUUCCAUGGAGUACCCCACAAGGCCUCUACUUUCAUUGUCCCUACUUCGAGCUGCCUUGUUGAGCUGAUUGAGAAUCCAUUUGUGGUAAUAACUCUUAAUGAGAUUGAGAUUGUUAACCUGGAGAGGGUUGGUCUUGGGCAGAAGAAUUUUGAUAUGACUAUUGUGUUCAAGGACUUUAAGCGGGAUGUUUUCCGUAUCGAUUCUAUCCCUUCAAGUUCGCUAGAUGGCAUCAAGGAGUGGCUAGACACGACUGACCUGAAAUAUUAUGAAAGCAGAUUGAAUCUCAACUGGCGUCCUAUAUUGAAAACUAUCACGGAUGAUCCAGAAAAAUUCAUCGAGGAUGGUGGAUGGGAAUUUUUGAAUAUGGAUAUCAGUGAUUCAGAUUCUGAGAACUCGGAGUCAGACCAAGGAUAUGAACCUUCUGAUGUACAGUCUGACUCAGUAUCAGAUGAUGAGGAUGAUAACAGUGAGUCAUUGGUCGAAUCUGAAGAUGAUGAAGAAGAAGACUCUGAAGAAGAGUCGGAGGAGGAGAAAGGUAAGACUUGGGAAGAGUUGGAAAGGGAAGCAAGUUAUGCAGACAGGGAGAAAGGGGAUGAUUCAGACAGUGAGGAGGAGAGAACAAGAAGGAAGAUGAAGGCUUUUGGAAAGGCUCGGGCUCCUGACAAUAGGAAUCGUGGUGGCAGUCUUCCCAAGAGGCCAAAAUUAAGGUGAAUGUAUGGGCUCUGUUGGACAGUCUUUGUAAAAGAAAUCCUGGUGGAGGAUUGAAGAGAGGAUCUCUCUCUUUGGUAAGCUAUACAGUAUCAUCAGCACCAGCAGUAGAUGAAGCAGGACAACUUUGUAUAAGAGGCCGUUUCGUUUCCAACAUGUUCUAAAAUGGUUCUAGUUUCCCUUUGUGGCCUUGAACGAACCGAAGUUGUCCUUUCUACUUCUGGGAUUUUUAGAAUCUGUGGCUAGUUAAUGUAUAUGAGAAUGCAGGUUCAGUGCUUGGAAUGUGCUUGAUCGGGUUGUUGAAUUUUCUGGCAGCUUGAACUCAUUGUUAGAAGCAUACCGUUGUUCCAUACAAUGUAGCAAUGACCUCUUAAUGUAUGAUUUUUGAAGAAUGAAUUUUAUUCGAAUCACGCGUUCACACUA